Molecule: messenger RNA, 1479 nt
Organism: Oryza sativa Japonica Group (Japanese rice)
Lineage: Eukaryota; Viridiplantae; Streptophyta; Magnoliopsida; Poales; Poaceae
Product: FLUCTUATING-LIGHT-ACCLIMATION protein 1, chloroplastic
Cellular component (GO): chloroplast
Source: RefSeq, a predicted model, not a curated record
UGCCCCCCCCCCCCCCCCCGCCCCGCCCCGUGCGCCGCCGCCAUGGCAGCCGCGACGACCUCGCUGCUCCUGGAGGCCACCCCGCGCCUCCUCUCGCUGCCGCCGCGGCGGCCUGUGCAGCCCCGUGGUGGCAUCUUCCUCCUCAAGCCGCCGCCGCCGCCGCCUUUCCCCUCCCGCCGCGGGGUGGCAGUGGCGGUGGCACCGCCCCUCCGCGCCUCCCACCCGGACACGGCGCGCCGGGUGUCCGUGUCCCCCGCGGCGGUGGAGCCGCCGCCCAAGCCCCGCGCGCUGCUCGACGCGAUCAAGAGGUCCCUCCUCGACUCGCUCGCGGCGCUCAAGAAGCCCGCGCUGGCGCUGCUCCUCGCCGGGGCGCUGCUCGCGGCAGCGGGGCCACACCACGGCGCCGCGCUGGCGGCAUCGGGCGGCCGCGUCGGCGGGUCGGCGUUCUCGUCGCGGUCGUCGUCGCCGCCGUCGUCCUACGGGUACACCGCGCCGGCGCCGAGGGGCGGGUACUCGGCCGCGCCCUUCUACUCGCCCUCGCCGUUCGUGUCCGUCGGCCCGGCGGUCGGCAUCGGGUUCGGGGGAUCCAGCUUCUUUUUCGUCCUUAUGGGGUUCGCCGCGUUCCUUUACCUCGCCGGGUUCCUCUCCGAUUCCUCCGGCGGUAGCGUGCUCACCGAGACGGACAAGACCACCGUUCUCAAGCUGCAGGUUGGUUUGCUGGGCAUGGCCAGAUCAUUUCAGAAAGAGCUUGAUCAGAUAGCUGAGAAGGCAGAUACUUCUACCCCGGCAGGGCUGAGCUAUGUGCUAACUGAGACAACAUUGGCAUUACUUCGGCAUCCAGAUUGCUGCAUCUCAGCUUACUCAUCAGUUGAUGUGAAAAGAAGUAUAGAUGAUGGGGAGAAACGUUUUAAUCAACUAUCAAUUGAGGAAAGAGGCAAAUUUGAUGAAGAGACACUUGUGAAUGUGAACAGCAUCAAGAGGCAGAAAGCAGGCAGCCAAAGAUCGAGCGGUUUUAGCAACGAGUACAUUGUGAUAACCAUAUUGGUUGCUGCUGAGGGUGUACAUAAGCUACCCAGUAUAAAUGGCAGCGGUGACUUGAAGACAGCUCUACAGAAGCUUGGUGCCAUACCAUCAAGAAAAAUACUGGCAGUUGAGGUACUAUGGACUCCACAAAAUGAGAAUGACACAUUGUCAGAACGAGAGCUGCUCGAAGAUUACCCGCUUUUAAGACCCCUAUGAAGGAUGCAUUUUAGAUUCAUUUUUGCCGUAUUUCAGCUUAUUAACUAUAGCUCAGGUUGUGUUGUAAAGAUAGGUAACGUAAAAAAAAUUGGCCUACAUCAUUCUCGCAACACAAUUGUACGGUAGUCUUUCCUGACAGUCUUUGUAAAUAGAAUGCCGACACAUAGUUGAAUACCAAUUCUGCUCGGUGCAUCCGCCUUCAUGGAUAUGGUACUUGAAUCUGUCACGCAAUGUUGCAUU